Molecule: messenger RNA, 1951 nt
Organism: Patiria miniata (bat star)
Lineage: Eukaryota; Metazoa; Echinodermata; Asteroidea; Valvatida; Asterinidae
Gene: haus7
Product: HAUS augmin-like complex subunit 7
Exons: 10
Coding region: 47-1174 (375 amino acids)
Biological process (GO): centrosome cycle; spindle assembly
Cellular component (GO): HAUS complex
Molecular function (GO): microtubule minus-end binding
Source: RefSeq, a predicted model, not a curated record
UAGUAGAUUAUUUUGUCUGUUUUUAUUUCCAUACCUGUUCAAGAACAUGGCGGGGAGUUCAAAAGAAGUUCUCGCUCGCUCAUUCAAGAAAAGAUUGCAGGAUCUUGACUGUCCCUACGUGGAUGGCGUUGAUGAGUCUUGGAUAUCAGAAUUGCUCUUCCAUCCCGGUGAGGCAAGGAUCAGGCUGCUACAAUGGCUGUUUUCUCGGUUUGAUGGCAAGCUGGCUGAGAUGUUGGAAAACCAGUAUGUGCUGAGUGAGACACAGAUGGACUCCAGGCUACAGUGUCUGCUGCAGAUAGCAUCCGUCAUGGGGCUGUGCAAGGCAGAUGAUAUAGACCUUAUCAGGGGUGCAGCUUCCUCUAGCAAGCAGAGUGCAUUCUGGGAUCAGCUGUUGGAUAUCCUCUGCAUAGCCGACGCUGCAGACAACCCACAAAAGAGAGGCUUGGCCAGUCCAGGCAUCGUCAGUGAGAGCAUGACCCUGGAUGAGCAGUUUGACCACGACUGUCAGUACAUCAACACCUUGGCUGCUCAGCGAGAUCUCAAAGACACCUUCUCAACCAAGCUCCAUCUGCUACCACCGGACCUGCUGCGACUGAUAGAAAACAACCUCAAGGAACAGGGCUUGGAGGGACACAGGCCGCAGCCACCUGAGAGAAGCAAACUGGACGAGGUGAUCAGUAAACUGGACAAGGAUCUGGCGGCUUCUGAAGCCCAGCUGGGAGCACUUCAGAAACAGUAUGACUACCCACGUAGUGACCAGAAGGCCGUCGCUAAAGUGACCCAGACCCUGAAGCUGGUACUGUCAGAGCUGGCUCAGCUGGUGACCAGCUUCUCUUAUUGCUUUGAGAGUGAGAUGAGGCAGUGGUGUAACAAGACCCCACCGCAGCUGACUGACCUGGGCCCUGCGGUCAAGAGGGUGCACUCCCUGCUGCAACAAUUCUCAGUGCUCCUUGAUGGCUUGAAAGGCAUCCAGACAUCCUACAUUGGUGUCUGCAGCAGUGGGCAACACAGCAAGAAUGCAACGGAGACCAAAAGAGUGGAUAAGCUGGUGUCGGUCAGUCAAGCCGCAUUGGAAAGCUUCCAAGAAUGCGUCAGCAUCAUGAACGAAUCCCUGCAGAGAUGCGGUGAGGAGUGGGAUGCCAGCACCACCCUAGGGGCCACAUUCCUCAGGUAGCCGUCACACACAGGGCCCCUACCCCCAGAACAAACACCAAGAGAGACCCUGUGGGAAAACUGAUGCUCAGUGGUUGUUGUGAAAGCUUCUAGUCAAUGCGUGGUUUACAAACCUUUGCAUGCAAUUCCACAAAGAAUGGAAUCUGGCACCACGGGGGAUGGGGAGCAUUUUCGUUCCAAAACGUUGAUGUCUCAUCUAUGAGCUCCGUGCACAAGUACCCCUUCAACGGCCAGAAAAGGAGAGUUGGGGGAGACCUAGACUGGUUCCCGGUCCAUCCAUUGCGGACUUCGAAUGUAUCCAUAGUUAUGGGAGCGGGACAAGUCUGGGAGACCAGAAAUUCGAACGCAUUUGAGUGCCGACGCCGCCAGAUGCUCACUCGCAAAGACGUUAUGGCUUAGUUGUGUGCACAUUCAGGAUAAAUAAGUCGUGCGUACUACUUUGAGCGCGAAGCAGUACAGUACCCACGCGCAAUGUCCCGUCUACGGGGCUCUCAAAAGUAGUAAAAAAAAUGCACCCUCUUUUGUUGGCACACAUAGCCCAUAGAUGCAUGUCACUCGAGUAAAUUUUACAGUGUUAUCACAGAAAACUUACAAUGAAAUUGAAUGACUUUUCCGUGACUUUUCAAGGACAGGGAUAUUAAGUUCAGAUUUCAAGCUUUAAAAUGGUAUAAAAGAAUGGCGGUAUGUGUUUCCGCGCCGACACUAGAGCCUCCCCCCAAAAAAGUUGCGAGUAUUUUGGGACGCAUUGUAUAGAGUGGUAUGCAUAAAGAGGAAGUAC